AUGGUUCAAAUAACGAAAUCAUGCAAAGAAUUAAAGCGUGUUGGCAUUCUAACAGAGUGUGGACGAUUUAAUAUCAAUAUUAAUGGUCGAAUAAUCAAAACAAAGAAGUCAUCUGCAGUUUGUUUUUCAGAUUUAAUCCAAGAAAAAUUUUUAAUUAAUAAAUCGAUGUCAUCAUAUGAAGUAAAUCUAGAUCUCAAAUGUGAAGAUUCAAUUGAUAUACUUUCAGAGUUUCUUGAAACAGGAAAACUUGACUUUGAAGAAGAUGAAUCACAUUAUCAUGAUAUAUUUGAAAUUGGAAAACAUUUUGGAAAUCAAUUAUUCAUACAAUUAUAUACAAAACAUGUUAAAUUAGACAAAUCUAUUACAAAAGAAAACGUUUUUGAAUAG
Molecule: messenger RNA, 387 nt
Organism: Trichomonas vaginalis G3
Lineage: Eukaryota; Parabasalia; Trichomonadida; Trichomonadidae
Product: protein ubiquitination
Exons: 1
Coding region: 1-387 (128 amino acids)
Source: RefSeq, a predicted model, not a curated record